Molecule: messenger RNA, 1674 nt
Organism: Drepanopeziza brunnea f. sp. 'multigermtubi' MB_m1
Lineage: Eukaryota; Fungi; Ascomycota; Leotiomycetes; Helotiales; Drepanopezizaceae
Source: RefSeq, a predicted model, not a curated record
AUGGCUCCACCUACUCCCUUGCUGUUGACGUUGACGUCGGCUGCGAUCUGCAUGCUCAAAGCUACUUUCCUCCCUGACCUCUUCCCGGGGAUUAAACUCACGACAUUCUUUCUCCUCACAGCAGCGGUAGUCUUCGGAUCAUGGACGAUCUGGAAAUUGUUCAUAUACCCCAACUUCGCAAGCCCGUUGCGGCAUCUCCCUCAGCCAAAGUCUGGCAUCAUCCCCGGACUUGGCCCCAAACAACUAAUUACAAGGAGAGAAAUCGGAGAGCUCUUCCUCAAGUGGAUCGUAGAUAUCCCAAACGAAGGUCUCAUCAGUUUCCCAGGAAUCUUCGGCACCGAUAAUCUCCUCUGCACCGAACCCUCUUCCCUCGCAGAAGUUCUCGUCCACAAGAGCUACGACUUUGAGAAGCCCACAGAAUUGCGCAACUUCCUGCGCAUCAUCCUCGGCGAUGGCUUGAUCAUAGUCGAAGGCGACAUGCACAAAUUCCAGCGCAAGAACGUCGCUCCGGCAUUCAGCUUCCGUCAUAUCAAAGAGCUGAUCCCGCUCUUCUGGAAGAAGGCGCGCGAGAUGGCGGACGAGAUCACGGCCGAGAUCAAAAACCACCCCGAGCCGGUGGCUGGCGAGAAAUCGUCGGGAAACCCGACUGGCGUGGUGGAGGUCAACCACUGGGCGAACAAGGUCACGAUGGACAUCAUUGGCGUGGCAGGUCUGGGACGCGACUUCAACUCGCUGCAUAACACCGACGACGAGCUGGUGGCCAACUACGAGGAGAUCUUGGAGCCGACGGCCGAGAAAGCGAUGUUCUUCGGCGCCAACCUGAUGACCUCCCCUCGGUUCGUCAAGAUGCUGCCGUGGAAGCUGAAUGAGACGUUGUCGAAAACCAUGGGAGCGCUGAGAGGCGCGUGCCAGCAACUGCUGGCGGAUAAGAAGGCAGCGUUGGCUGCGGACAACAAGGAGCAGACGGUGAACAUCUUGUCUCUGUUGAUCCAGUCCAACAACUUCUCGGACGAGAUGCUCAUCGACCAACUGUUGACGUUUAUCGCUGCCGGCCACGAAACCACAUCGUCGGCCUUUACAUGGGCAACGCACCUCCUCGCCAUUAAUCCCUCCGUCCAAAGCAAGCUCCGCGAGGAAAUUCGCGCUGCCCUUCCCUCACCCUCUGAACCCUGGGACCCCUCCAUCGACACAGCAUCCAUCCUCGAAAAUCUGCCCUACCUCCACGGCAUCACCUCCGAAGUAAUCCGCCUCUACCCCACCGUCCCAACAACGAUGCGAAUCGCCGUGCGCCCAACCCACAUCGGCACGCAGUUCGUGCCGCAGGGCACGCGCGUCUUCCUCACGCCCUGGGGCGUGAACCGCUCGCCGCAUCUCUGGGGCCCGACUGCCGGCGACUUCGCGCCCGAGCGCUGGAUCGACGCCGACACGGGCCGGCUGAACAACCACGGCGGCGUCGCGAGCAACUACGCCAACCUGACCUUCCUGCACGGCCCGCGCAGCUGCAUCGGGGAGCGCUUCGCCCGGAGCGAGUUGAAGGCCCUGCUGGCUGUCUUCUGUGGCCGCUUCGAUAUCGCCAUGGCUGAUCCCGCCGAGGUGCCGGUGCCGGCGGGCGUUAUCACGUCGAAGCCGAAGAACGGGAUGAGGUUGAGGUUGAAGGUUGUUGAGGGGUGGUAA